Molecule: messenger RNA, 1171 nt
Organism: Mus caroli (Ryukyu mouse)
Lineage: Eukaryota; Metazoa; Chordata; Mammalia; Rodentia; Muridae
Source: RefSeq, a predicted model, not a curated record
AUGUUACCCUAGGCCCAGCCCCAGCCCUGCCCCUCUGAUCCUGAGGCUGUGCCUGUGACCUUCCCACCCCCAGGCAUGCCCCUGAACCCUGAUGGAUUCUCAAGGGUGAUGAAGCUGAGACUGAGGAGGAUGUGGGGUCAGCUGACAGGACUUAGAUAUAAGAUAAAGUGGUGUGGUUUAAUGGGAAGAUUCCUUGGCCAGUUUGAUACGGAGGAUGAAAGGAAGGGUUCCAGUAAGGAGCCUAGGAGGAGCCUGGGCUAGGGACAAGUCUAGUAUGAGGCUUUGACUCCAGCGGUGGGUGGAUGAGUAAUGCGUCCAGGAAGCCUGGAGGCAGUGAUUUCCCCGCCAACUCCGCCCUUCGCAUGGACAUUUAUUCUCCACCGUGCAGUCCCUGCCGCCAUCAUCGCAGAUCGGGGCUCCUAGAGACACACCAGAGCAGAUACCACGAUGGCCCCCUUUGCAUCUCUGGCAUCUGGCAUCCUUUUGUUGCUAUCACUGAUAGCUUCCAGUAAGGCCUGUAGCUGUGCCCCACCCCACCCACAGACAGCCUUCUGCAGCUCGGACCUGGUCAUAAGGGCUAAAUUCAUGGGUCCCCCAGAAAUCAACGAGACCACCUUAUACCAGCGUUAUAAGAUCAAGAUGACUAAGAUGCUCAAAGGAUUCAACGCUGUGGGAAAUGCCGCAGAUAUCCGGUACGCCUACACCCCAGUCAUGGAAAGCCUCUGUGGAUAUGUCCACAAGUCCCAGAACCGCAGUGAAGAGUUUCUCAUCGCGGGCCGCCUAAGGAACGGAAAUUUGCACAUCAGUGCCUGCAGCUUCUUGGUUCCCUGGCGUACUCUGAGCCUUGCUCAGCAAAGGGCUUUCUCAAAGACCUAUAGUGCUGGCUGUGGGGUGUGCACAGUGUUUCCCUGUUUAGCUAUCCCUUGCAAACUGGAGAGCGAUACUCACUGUUUGUGGACGGAUCAGAUCCUCAUGGGCUCUGAGAAGGACUACCAAAGCCGUCACUUUGCUUGCCUGCCACGGAAUCCAGGCUUGUGCACCUGGAGAUCCCUUGGGGCCCCGAUGACCUGAAGCCUUCCCCCAGGAAAAGCUGAAGCCUGAACACUGUCUACCUUUCCUCCAUCUUUCUUUCUCUUAGAUGGUGAAAUAAAGAACUAUCACACAGCAGCAA